Messenger RNA from Penaeus chinensis, 5227 nucleotides. RefSeq lists its product as uncharacterized. Gene Ontology annotation, biological process: response to oxidative stress. NCBI's taxonomy places the organism in Eukaryota, Metazoa, Arthropoda, Malacostraca, Decapoda, Penaeidae. Bases 270 to 5042 code for a protein of 1590 amino acids. Gene Ontology annotation, molecular function: heme binding; peroxidase activity. The record is from RefSeq and is a predicted model, not a curated record. The transcript is spliced from 25 exons.
AGCCAGUCUCUCAGUUGAAGCCCAGUCGUUGCGGUGGUCGAACGCAUAUCGGCGCGUAUCCCUCGCACUACACUCUUUCUUGGAUAUUUCUCUGUUCCUUCGGGACCUUGGUCAGGAACCCCUGCCUCGCAGACCCUCCUGACGCAUUCAUUGCUGCCUAUCUGUAUCAUUUACCUGCUCCCUCUGUCUCCUCCUAAGACUAUCCGAAGGAGAUUUGUGUAUUGUGAAUAGUAUGAAAAUUUGUGUUGGAGCGACUUCGUUAUAGGAACAUGCUACUGAGGUAUAUCUUCGACUCUUCUGGAAUGGGCCUUUUGCUUGGGUACACGACGCACACCAAACGGCCCGGGGCCUCGCAGGCGUGGCGAUGCAUGGGUACACUACUCGCACUCGCAUCCAUUACGCUGGCGAUGGAGGUCGUAGACCCGGAAUUACUUCGGCAGAGCCAUGAGGCCGCGGUCUCUUCUCUCCUACAAGAUCCCGCCCUACCUGACGCAGCCCACGAUCACCGCGCCCCCCGUUCAAUCCAGCAGAUUCCUCUUGGCACGUCAGGCUUCUCACUUCCUGUCGACAUUGAUCCCAUCCCAUCAGGCCCUCGCGUCACGAUGCCGCACAUCAGCUUCCGAGACAUGGGGAACAUUGUACACCAAGCAACGUUAGCUGUCAACGAAAGGUUCGACUCCAUAGAACCAGCCAUAUUCAACAGCGGUGCGCGACAGGUGCCAGGAACUCCUGCGUGGUACAUGGCAGCGUCGCACAAAACGAAGGUCGUGGCCAAGAACAUCUCGCGAAUCGCUCUCAUCUCUGAGGAAGCCACCAAAUACAUGGCCCAGCAAUUCCGCCUAGACAAGGACCAGGUGACGUAUGGCCUGCCGACGGCCGACGUGCGAGGGACUGUCCUUGCCGACUCCUGCCCUGUUGAGGUCGAUUUCCCUUGCCAGCCCCGCAAGUACCGCGCCUUUAACGGCUACUGCAACAACGUUCAGAAUCCUCGCUGGGGCAACGCUAACACCCGCUACCUGCGCUUCCUUCCGGCCAACUAUGGGGAUGGCGUCUCCGUGCCCAGGCAGACGUCCGCCGGAGAGUUCCUUCCCUCGGCUCGGGCUGUCAGCCUGGCCAUACACCGUGACCACGACACGCCGCACAAGUACAUGACGGCCAUCGCUGCUGUGUUUGGCCAGUUUCUCGCCCACGAUCUCUCCCACACGCCACAGAUGGCAGGGUACAUCGGCCAGCGCCUUCGCUGCUGCGGCGUCAACUUCAGCGAUUUCCACCCCGAGUGCUACCCGAUUCGAAUCCCCGACGACGACCCGGUCUACGGCCCAUUGCAACAGCGCUGCCAGGAAUACGUGCGAUCAGGCACCGCGCCCAGGACUGGCUGCACAUUAGGUCCCCGGGAACAGAUCAACCAAGUGACGUCUUUCAUCGACGGUUCAGUCCUAUAUGGGUCCAGCAAGGAGGAAUCCGACGAUCUGAGGGCCUUCACAGGAGGCCUCCUAAAGGUGCAACGUGGACCAGGCGGGACACAGAUCCUUGUAGAGGACGAAAACCAAGUGGACUGCAAGGCUCCCACAUCGAGACACAAGUGCUUCAAGUCCGGUGACGUGAGAGUGAAUGAGCACGUGGGAAUCGCCUCCAUCCAUCAGCUCUUCGUUCGCGAGCACAACCGCAUCGCCGCCGCUCUGAGAGACCUCAACGCCCACUGGACCGACGAACAGAUCUUCCAGGAGGCGCGACGGCUCGUCGGCGCCGAGAUUCAGCACAUCGCUUACACGGAAUUCCUGCCCUCCAUCCUAGGACAGGGAAUCGUUGAGAAAUACGGACUGACUCUCCAAACUUCUGGAUUCUUCUCCGGUUAUGAUAUCAAUAUCAACGCUGGCAUUGCAAAUUCUGUUGCUGGGGCAGCACUCAAGUUCGUGGCUUCCAUGAUGCCCAACAACGUUGCUUACUUUGCCGAGAAUCGAAAACUGAACGAAAAGCCGAUUACGGAAACAUUCUACCAGCCGUUUGACCUCUACGAACAAGGGAAGUUCGACCAGAUUUUAGAAGGACUUAUCACUGCGCACGCGCAGAAUGAAGACACUGCGAUUUCAGAAGCCAUGACGAACAAAAUGUUUGGAGAUACAAAGACAGGCGUGGGCCUGGACUUGGCAGCUCAGAUCAUCCAGCACGGCCGCGACCACGGAAUCGCCGGAUAUAAUAAGUGGAGGCAUUUCUGUGGGCUCCCGAAGGCGGCCAAGUUUGACGACCUCAGUGACGUCAUGUCCCCCGAAAACAUUAAGGCUUUGAAGGGAGUUUAUAAAGAAGUUGAUGACAUCGACCUCUUCACCGGCGGUCUAGCGGAGAAGCCGAACCGCGGUGCUCUCGUCGGCCCGACUUUCGGCUGCCUCAUCGGCCGACAGUUCCACUACCUUCGCCGUGGCGAUCGUUACUGGUACGAGAACGACAUCCCUCCGUCAGGGUUCUCUAAGGAACAGCUGUAUGAGCUCCGUAAAGUGACCCUCGCCAGGAUCGUGUGCGACAACAGCGACGGACUGGAGUACGCACAGCCGAAGGUCAUGCUGGAAGCUGACUCCUUCUUGAAUGCCCGUAUGUCAUGCCAGGGGAAAAACCUGAAAUCUGUGGACCUUCGCAAGUGGAAGACGGCGAGCCCGAACUUCAUCAUCCCCGACCAGAUGCUGGCGGAGAGCAUCGAGCGAGCUAAGCGCGACAUCGGCAGCAUGAGGGACUCGGAGUGGAAUCUCUGGGAGAGCAGAUUGGUCGCGUCUCCCAAAAGUCCUGUCGGAUCCGCCUACGCCUUCAACAAGCCCAAGAGUCAAGCCAUCAAGAUCUCGAACGCAUCCUUCAUCCUGCAGUUCGCGUCCGCUCGCUUCGUCAACAACUACUUCGCAGGGGAGCCUGGUGUACGAAAAGGACGUAAUACCGACAGACAGCUGAAGGACAUAGAAUCCGGCUCCCCAAACAACGUAGUGGACUUGAUGGAGGUUCUGCCGAACAUCGACGUCAGCGACAUCAUGGAAAUCCCCAACGUGUUUGAGUGCGACGACCAGACGCUGCCCUGUGACCACACCUCCAAGUUUCGCACCGCCACGGGCUGGUGCAACAACCUAAACUUCCCUUCCUACGGAAAGUCCUUCAGGGCCAAGACCCGUCUCCUCAGACCCGCCUACGAAGACGGUCUCUCCAAACCCCGCACGACUUCCAAGGUCGGCCGGACGCUCCCGUCGCCACGCCUGAUUUCCACCAACAUGCACAAUGAUGUGUCGGCCCCGCACGUACGCUACACACUGAUGGUCAUGCAGUGGGGGCAGUUCAUUGACCACGAUGUGAUUUUCACGCCAGUUAAUAAAGGUUUCCAGGACUCCAUCCUAGAUUGCAGGAGGUGUGACUCUCACCAGACAGUCCAUCCCGAGUGCUUCCCCAUCCCCAUUCCCGACAACGACCCGUUCUUCCCUCCCGUUAACAUCUCGUCUGGCCAGCCCUUCUGUAUCCCACUCACCCGCUCCAUGCCGGGGCAGCUCACUCUAGGCUACAGGGAGCAGAUGAAUCAGGUGACAGCUUUCAUCGAUGCUUCUCACACGUAUGGAUCAGACAAGUGUGAGCAACGCACCCUGCGAUUCUUGAAGGACGGCCUGCUGAAGGCAACUACCAACCCGCUGCGAGGAAAGCCUCUUCUGCCGACCGACUCCGAGAACCACGAAUGCCAGGCGCCUUCCGGCCGUUGCUUCACUGGAGGUGAUACUCGUGCAUCGGAGCAGCCGGGACUCGCUGUCCUCCACACGCUGCUCUUGCGAGAGCACAACCGCGUGGCCACAGAACUGAAGAGCAUGAACCCUCACUGGAGCGAUGAACAGCUGUUCCAGAACGCACGGCGCAUUGUAACGGCCGUCAACCAACACAUCACGUAUAACGAAUGGCUUCCCCGAGUGCUGGGAUGGAACGCCAUCAACCUAUAUGGUCUUAACCUAAUUCCAGAAGGAUACUUUGAUGGAUAUGACCCUUACUGCAACCCGACGAUCUUAAAUGAGGUCGGAAUCGCCUUCCGCUUCGGCCACUCGCUCCUGAAGCCGUCGCUGGAGCGCAUGGACGGCAUUUUCGCCAAGCGCGACCCUCCCAUCAAACUCAGCGACCAUUUCUUCAAUCCCGACCUUUUAUACCAGCCCGGCAUGAUCGACGAAAUCAUCCGCGGCCUCACAACGGUAUCCAUGGAGACACUGGAUCAGUUCCUCACCGAUGAGGUCACGAACCAUCUGUUCGAGGACAGGAAGCUUCCGUUCUCUGGCCUGGACCUCGCAGCGCUGAACAUCCAGCGCGGGCGUGACCACGGCCUGCAGCCCUAUAACGAGUACCGUGCACUCUGCAACCUCACGAAGGCGAGGAAUUUCGACGACCUGCGACGCGAAAUCGCCGCACCUGUCAUUGAGAGACUGAAGCGCACCUACGCCCACGUGGACGACAUUGACCUGUUCACUGGAGGUCUCGUGGAAACGCCACUGCACGGAGGCCUCGUGGGACCUACCUUCGGCUGCAUCCUUGGCAUUCAGUUCCGCAACCUACGCAUGUGCGAUCGCUUCUGGUACGAAAACGCUGAUCCUCUCGUGCGCUUUACUGAUCCUCAGCUCACGGAGCUCCGAAAAGUGACUCUCGCAAAGGUCUUGUGCGACAAUUGUGAUUCUGUGGAAUCUGAACAGCGAUCAGCAUUCGACCUCCCCGAUCCCUUCUUAAACCCCCGCGUCUCAUGCCGCGACCUGCCCGGCAUUAACCUGGAGCUGUGGAAGGAGCGCGUGUCCUGCAGUGUCGGCACGACCAACAUCGACAUCGGAGCGGCCGAACGCAUCUCCCCGUGUGUGAUGUGCACGUGCACCAAGGAGGGACCUGUGUGCCAGAGCCUGAAGAUUGACAACUGCUUCCACCUGGCGCAGUCCUACAGCCCCGAGGCCAUCCUCAACGACCACGUGUGCAAGGUCCAGUGCGCCUUCGCCUUCCGAGCUUUCCCGAAAGUCGCCGCGCAAGACUCGAACCAGCUCGGCUUCGCCAACAGAUAAACAGGCCAAACGCUCACAAUUGAUUACAUUUUGCAUAAUUAUCCAAAUGAUACUUCAAAACCACGAUAUUGGAUGAAGUUCUGAAUGAUCCCGAUGCUUGUCAAAUGCCAACUCUCGUUUUUGUUACAAGGAGUCCGUCUUGGUCCUAGUAUUAUGUCGAUGAUUCAUCAAAGCUUAAAUAUUGA